UUGUGUCGAGUGGGCGGGGCGAGAACCACAGACGGACUGCUUUCACAAACUCCGACACUUUCUCUCACAGUCGCCCUAGUAAGGAUUAACCUACUUUCAACUCUUCUGACCCUCGACAUGUCAAACAACAACGCCAGCAGCAACUUGGUCGUCGCUCAGAGAGUAGUGAAACAGCUGCGGUUGGAGGCCAGUGUCCGUAGGAUCAAGGUGUCUCAGGCUGCAGUGGACCUGAAGAACUACUGUCUGCAGAACGCUCACCAGGACCCUCUCCUGAUGGGGGUCCCCUCCAGUGACAACCCCUUCAGACCCCCCAAGUCCUGCAGCCUGUUCUGAGCAGUCAGUGUAUGGAGGAGGAGUUGUUGCUGUAUGUCCUAUGAGGGACCCUUCCUCUUCUCUCUCUACUGCUGGUCCAUUUGUGUGUUGCAGCUAUCCCAAUGUUAACCUCUAGCCUGAUCCCAGAUCUGGCAUGCCAAGGCACGACAAUGACCAAAGAUGUUGGCAAGACCGCACAAACAGAUCUGGGACCAGGCUAGACAGUCCAUGUAUUAAGAUAAAGCCUAGUAGUGCCAUUAUACAUGUAUGUUCAGGAUGUUGAUGUGAUAUCCUAUUUGUUAUGAUGAUCAUGAUGAUGACAUUGUAUUAGGGUUGUAACUUCCUGAAAAUUCCCCAGUUUUCCAGAAAUUCCUGUUGUAAGAUUCCUGGAAUCGGGAGGGAAUAAGCAGAAAACCCAGGAAUCUUCUACUGGAAUUUCUGGAAAAAUCUGUCAAGUUUUAGAAAGUUACUGUAGUUCUCCAACCCUACAUUGUAUCUAUGCACUGUACUUUCCACCAGUAUGAUAUCAGCCUCUGACAGGCAGGCAGUGAAUGUGCCUUGGAGGUUGUCUCCCAAAUAGCACCCUAUUCCCUAUAUAGUGCACUACUUUUGACCAACCGUUGAAUGUUUUAACCAGGGUACGUAUUGAUGUUUAACCUACAGUUCUAGCCGAUUGGCCUACAUGCUGUCUUGUCACCUUCUAUUGCUUGUGUUCCACGUGCAGUAUACUUCCUGGUACAAACUACCACAUGGUACAGGUUGACAUUCUCAACCCAGGGAUCCAGAACCAUAGAAUUAGAAUCUAGAAUUCAUGCGGAACACUAACCACAUAUACCCAGUUGUACUCUAUACAAGAGACUGGCAGUUACAUGUUUCUUUUAAACUUUCGUCGACCUAUUUUAUGAAAUAAUCAGCCUUUUUAUCGAAGGGUUCGUUCAUUCGGUUGUGAUGAUACUGAUGUGAUCUUAAAUGUUACAUUGUUGUGCCCUCCUGUACCUUUUUUUAGGAAGACACUCCUGUCCUUGGCCUUUCUCCCUGGAAAUACUCAUGUCCUUAUCAUGGUUUUCCACUAGCCUUCAUUCAGUCACAGAUAACACUAUAGCAUGGUUUUCCACUAGCCUACAUUCAGUCACAGAUAACACUAUAGCAUGGUUUUCCACUAGCCUACAUUCAGUCACAGAUAACACUAUAGCAUGGUUUUACACUAGCCUACAUUCAGUCACAGAUAACACUAUAGCAUGGUUUUCCACUAGCCUACAUUCAGUCACAGAUAACACUAUAGCAUGGUUUUCCACUAGCCUACAUUCAGUCACAGAUAACACUAUAGCAUGGUUUUCCACUAGCCUACAUUCAGUCACAGAUAACACUAUAGCAUGGUUUUACACUAGCCUACAUUCAGUCACAGAUAACACUAUAGCAUGGUUUUCCACUAGCCUACAUUCAGUCACAGAUAACACUAUAGCAUGGUUUUCCACUAGCCUACAUUCAGUCACAGAUAACACUAUAGCAUGGUUUUCCACUAGCCUACAUUGUCACAGAUAACACUAUAGCAUGGUUUUACACUAGCCUACAUUCAGUCACAGAUAACACUAUAGCAUGGUUUUACACUAGCCUACAUUCAGUCACAGAUAACACUAUAGCAAAUGGGAACGUAUUUAACUAAGACAAACACUAAUUUCCAUAUGCCACAUCUGGUGCUUCAGCUUGUUUCAGGUUACUGAUUAGCCACAUCACCAUGACUGCCAUUUUUAAUGAUUCCAUCAGCCAACAUCGCAGUUUGUUUUUAUCGUUGAACUGUGAGCGUGGAACUGUCUAGCCUCGCUACCUGCCUUGAAUGAGGAGUUUUAAUUUGAUACCUGAUAUACUGUCCAUCCUCUGUGCCUGAACUUUGUAGCUGUGUUAUACUGUCCAUCCUCUGUGCCUGAACUUUGUAACUGUGUUAUACUGUCCAUCCUGUGCCUGAGCUUUGUAGCUGUGUUAUACUGUCCAUCCUCUGUGCCUGAACUUUGUAACUGUGUUAUACUGUCCAUCCUCUGUGCCUGAACUUUGUAACUGUGUUAUACUGUCCAUCCUCUGUGCCUGAACUUUGUAACUGUGUUAUACUGUCCAUCCUCUGUGCCUGAACUUUGUAACUGUGUUAUACUGUCCAUCCUCUGUGCCUGAACUUUGUAACUGUGUUAUACUGUCCAUCCUCUGUGCCUUAACUUUAACUGUGUUAUACUGUCCAUCCUCUGUGCCUGAACUUUGUAACUGUGUUAUACUGUCCAUCCUCUGUGCCUUAACUUUAACUGUGUUAUACUGUCCAUCCUCUGUGCCUGAACUUUGUAACUGUGUUAUACUGUCCAUCCUCUGUGCCUGAACUUUGUAACUGUGUUAUACUGUCCAUCCUGUGCCUGAGCUUUGUAGCUGUGUUAUACUGUCCAUCCUCUGUGCCUUAACUUUAACUGUGUUAUACUGUCCAUCCUCUGUGCCUGAGCUUUGUAACUGUGUUAUACUGUCCAUCCUCUGUGCCUGAGCUUUGUAACUGUGUUAUACUGUCCAUCCUCUGUGCCUGAACUUUGUAACUGUUUCCAACCUAGUAAAUCACAUUUACCACUA
Messenger RNA from Oncorhynchus tshawytscha (Chinook salmon), 2910 nucleotides. RefSeq names its product guanine nucleotide-binding protein G(I)/G(S)/G(O) subunit gamma-5-like. Lineage: Eukaryota; Metazoa; Chordata; Actinopteri; Salmoniformes; Salmonidae. Gene Ontology annotation, biological process: G protein-coupled receptor signaling pathway. Gene Ontology annotation, molecular function: G-protein beta-subunit binding. Gene Ontology annotation, cellular component: heterotrimeric G-protein complex. The transcript has 3 exons. The record is from RefSeq and is a predicted model, not a curated record. Bases 118 to 333 code for a protein of 71 amino acids.